Patiria miniata (bat star) is the source of this 6350-nucleotide messenger RNA. Its product is annotated as peregrin-like. Gene Ontology annotation, biological process: regulation of transcription by RNA polymerase II. The record is from RefSeq and is a predicted model, not a curated record. Lineage: Eukaryota; Metazoa; Echinodermata; Asteroidea; Valvatida; Asterinidae. Gene Ontology annotation, cellular component: MOZ/MORF histone acetyltransferase complex. Bases 478 to 4356 code for a protein of 1292 amino acids. Gene Ontology annotation, molecular function: protein binding. The transcript has 12 exons.
UAAUAUUUUCUAGCAACAUAGGGGGUCAAAUUGGAGGUUUGAAAAAAAUGUCUGAUUCGCUUAGGGGCGAGGACAUUUCGUGCACACAGUGGCCGGUAGACCACUAAUUCGUCGGCUUAUUUCUCCAAUCGUCUACAAUUAUUUUUCGAUUUUCUGAUCUAGUUUGAAUCAGUGAUUCCAGAGGAUUCAUACUGUGGAUUUUUGCGCCGCGCCUCGUCGUUUAAGAGUGAUUUUAGGGUCGGAAGCCAUUGUUCAUCCGUCUUUGUUCGUACGCCGUCUGGAUUGUGUCUGCGUGUAUUACCCGUUGAACUGCGUGUAGAGAGAAUGCAGCGCCAGCAGACAAGAUCACGCACACACUAAACCGGUAAGGUACUGAUAACUGCACGGCAUGCACGGUAUCUCUGGUAGCUAUUCGCCAGAGCUCCUGCGUUGCUUGUGUAGUAUCUGCACUUCCUCUCACGCGCCCUCUGUUACACCAUGCCAGCGUUAGGUUUUAACGUCAAAUACUUCUGUGAGAAUUUACGUGCUACCAAACCACCCUACGAGUGUCCUGUUAAUGAUUGCGGCAAGAUAUAUAGAAGCCAUUCUGGAAUAGAGUUUCACUUGAAUAACUUUGACCAUGAAAAAGCCGGGGGCAACGGACACUCUACACCAAUGAAGAAAGGUGGCUGGCGGAAAGGACGGGUAACCAAUCGGCAGAAUCGGCGGUCCCCGUCACCUUCAGUGAUCCGAUCUCCUACCCGAGAAGCCCUGACAUAUGCUCAGGCCCAGCGAUUAGUGGAAGUAGACAUUAACGGUCUUGUUCACAGGCUGGAUAUCCAUGAGACUAUUGACAUCCUCACUGAGGAUGAGUUUGAAAGUGAGACAAGUGAAGAGGAGAAGAAUGAAAAGCCUCUGGGUAAGGCUGGGAAGGCCUUGGACCACACCAAGCAGAGGAAGGAAAUUGGAAGCACAUCCUCCAUGAAGCUUCCUGAAGCUUCUUACAAGAUCCUAGAUGGUUAUGAAGAGCCUCCAGAUGCACCAGACCGUCCACAGGCCUACUUCAGAUACAUUGAGAAGUCACGGGAGGAACUGGACGAAGAGAUUGAGUAUGAUAUGGAUGAAGAGGAUUACGCAUGGCUGGACAUGAUGAAUGACAAACGCAAGAGUGAUGGACUCACUACUGUCUCCCAGGAAAUCUUUGAGACUCUUAUGGAUCGACUGGAAAAGGAGUCCUACUUCCAAAGUCAGACCUCUGGCAAGACUGAUAACAAUCAAUUCAUUGAUGAGGAUGCAGUUUGCUGCAUCUGUAAUGAUGGUGAAUGCCAGAACAGCAAUGUCAUAUUAUUCUGUGAUAUGUGCAACUUAGCUGUACACCAGGAGUGUUAUGGCGUGCCAUACAUUCCUGAGGGACAGUGGCUUUGCCGCCGUUGUCUUCAAUCUCCAUCACGAGCAGUAGACUGUGCACUGUGCCCCAAUAAAGGUGCAGCAUUUAAACAAACUGACGAUGGACGCUGGGCCCAUGUUGUGUGUGCUCUCUGGAUUCCAGAAGUGGGUUUUGCCAACACAGUAUUCUUAGAACCCAUAGACAGCAUCGAUCAUAUACCAGCCGCUAGAUGGAAGCUCACUUGUUACAUCUGCAAGCAGCGCGGGGUUGGAGCUUGCAUUCAGUGCCAUAAAGCAAACUGUUACACAGCUUUUCAUGUGACCUGCGCACAGCAGGCAGGACUAUUCAUGAAAAUGGAGCCCAUACGAGAAACCAAUAUUAAUGGUACAUCUAUCAGCAUUAGAAAGACGGCCUACUGCGACAUCCAUACGCCACCAGAGGUGGAGAAGAAACCCAACGUGAAUGAUAAGAUCGUUGAGAAUGAUGAAGCUGGGAAGGGACUGUCUGCCAAGAAAGCUAAAGCCCAGUCAAGGAAGAACAUGAGAAAAGCAAGGAAGAUCUUAGCAGAAAAAAGGGCUGCUAUGCCAAUUGUGUCGAUGCCCUGCAUCCCCCCACAGAGGAUUUCUAAGAUAACAACUAAAGUGAGUUUGCAAAAGAAGCAGCAAUUUGUGCAGCGUCUGAUAGGAUAUUGGACUCUGAAACGUCAAUCUCGUAAUGGAGUCCCUCUCCUGCGACGUCUACAAGCCCAUCAUCACUCCCAACGCAACAAAGACUCGCGUGAGAACCAGAAAGCCAACAAGCUGAAAGAGCAGCUCAAAUAUUGGCAACGACUCAGACAUGAUCUGGAGAGAGCACGACUCCUAGUUGAGCUCAUCAGAAAACGUGAGAAGCUGAAACGUGAACAGAUCAAGUUAAAUCAGAUGACCAUUGAGAUGCAGCUACAGCCCUUCAACAUCCUGCUCAGGAAUACACUGGACCAACUUGUUGAACGGGAUCCCACAAGAAUCUUUGCAGAACCUGUCUCAGUUGAAGAGGCGCCUGAUUAUUUUCAAGUGAUCAAACACCCUAUGGAUUUCUCAACGAUGAGGUCAAAGGUCACAGGUCACGAGUACCGGACCAUCGACGAGUUUGAGAAAGACUUUGACCUGGUCAUCAAGAACUGCAUGACGUACAACAGCAAGGAUACAGUGUUCUACCGAGCAGCUGUCAAACUCAGAGAUAUGGGAGGGGCUGUCAUCCGUAAUGCUAAGCGCAUUGUAGAGAAGAUUGGCUAUGAUCCUACAACAGGUUUCCAUGCUGAGAAAGCACCACUCUACAAGGAAACAGAACUCAAGUUAGAUGAUUUUGACACAGCACUGUCACCAGCCCACCGUGCAGACAUGAGUCUGGAGGAACAACUCCGGGAACUCUUGGAGAAACUUGACAUGACCUGUACCAUCAAACAUGGAGCAGCCCGUACCAAACGUACCAAACAGCUACGUAAAGAGAUCAACGUUAUCCGUCGUAAGCUGGCCCAACAAAGGAACCAGGCCAACAAAGCAGAGUCGCCAACAAAGAAAGAUGGGGACAAGAGAAAGGGAUCAUCAUCAGCAGACGGGGUGUCAAAUGAUGAAGGGAGUGACUGCCCAGCAACUAGCGAGUCAGUUGAACCACCCAAACUUUCUCCUACCAGACCCGCACAAAUAGUAGGACGUAGCAAAUCCUCCCCUACUAGGGCAUCACCGACACGCCCCUUACCAAGGACCCCGGGUAGGGGGCGGGGUCGUGGCCGGCAACGUGUAUCCCGCUCCAUGUCUGAACCACACCCUGGCGGUGGUGACUGUGCUCCUACACUCAUGCCCAAUGAGGUAUCUGAGACUACAGCCACACCCAAUAAGAGUCCGUCCCAUUCCUCCGACAAGAGCCCCUCCCCAGGCGGAGUCGGCCGAAGGACUUCAGUACUGUUUCGGAAAGCGGGACGAGGUAAGCCCGCUGGUAGUCCUGGAUCUAGAAGAGGAGGCCGUUUGGGCAAAAGGUCCCUGUCCAUGGACACAGAGAACACCACAAGAGGCACUCGCAGAGCUAUCCAAGAAGGAAGCCUUCAUAUAGAGACAGAAUAUGAGGGUAACCUACCAACUACAUCCUCUGUUGUUAAUGAGAACCACACUAGGAAACGAUCCCGAAGCCUGAGUGCAAGUAAUGCUGACUGCAGCCCAGCAAAAAGACUAUUAGAGUCCAAUGCGUCAAGUAACUUACCCAAUGGAUUUGAGGGGGAUAAGCCCAUGGGUGACAGCUUCACAACCUACCGUUCAGGACACAAUCGUACACGUAGCAGCUCAGAUUCUGAGAGUACAUCCAGCACUAGCUCUACUAGCUCUGGCUCCAUAUCAGAGUCUACCUCUACUAUGGGAGAGGGCCACCGUCAUCGCAGACAUCAUGGCCGUCUUAAUUUGCCUGAAGAUAGCAGUGGCGAUACAUCUUGUGGCGAGAGCACUAGCACUACAAGCAGACAUCGUCAUCACGGUGCGGGUCCUUACUUGAGAGAAAAACGAGGUAAGACAAGAAGCACAAGCUGGAACUCUGAUGAAGAUGACAUUCCUCUCAGCCCAUUAGACCUAGUAUGGGCCAAAUGCCGAGGCUACCCCUCCUAUCCAGCCUUGAUCAUCAACCCCAAGAUGCCCAGGUCUGGCUUCUUUCACAAUGGCGUCCCUAUCCCUGUACCACCUAUGGAAGUCUUGAACCAACGAGCUGUCAUCGAUGAACAUUUGUAUCUUGUACUCUUCUUUGAUAACAAGAGAACAUGGCAAUGGCUACCUAGAUCUAAGCUAGAACCCCUGGGUGUGGACUCUGGCCUGGACCAAGUCAAGCUCUUAGAGGGACGCAAGUCAGCUGUGCGUAAGUCAGUCCAGCAGGCUUAUGAUCGUGCUUUGAAACACCGCUGUCGGGUCACAGGAGAGGUCAUGGAGGUAUCAACCAGUGAAUCCAGUGACGGUUUAGGUGAUAGGCCUUAAUAUGGUCUGCUCAGCACAGUUUCUUUACUUUGACCUUUUGUGUCCUUCAACCAUCUCCAAUUUCAAAUCGUAUUAUUAUGGGGGCAGUCAUAUGUUACUGUUACGUAUGGUGUGUAUAAUUAAAAAGCGUGGGUUCUGAUAAAGAUGCUACAUGUGUCCUUGUAAUAAAAUCUUAUUAAAUUAUCCAUAUAGAUGUGUAGAACCAAAAAGUGGAAAAACAACAACAGGGUCACUUGCUGUAAUGUUUACCAGAAAUCUAGUCUUGCUACAGUAAAUGUAGGAAAGAUUUACUUUUUUUUUACUCAGUUGUAGGGACCCAUAGUUGUAUCUUGGUGCUUGCUUUUCUUCCCAUAUGCCAAAAACAAAAUUACACAUUGGUCCUGUUUAAAAACACUUGAUUAAAUUUAUGCGUGUUAAAUUUUAACAAUAUUUUUAUUUAUCUUGUUUUUCAAUUUUCAUUUGUUUAUUUGUAAGUAAGUUUUAACGAAGAUGUAUUUGAAUGUAGCACCAAAGCUGUAGGGAGGUCAAAACGCACAAUAAAUUGAGACAUGGAAAUGUGUUUGGAAAAAGAAAUUCAAAAUUUGAAUUGAUACCACAGCAGACAAUUGUGUAUGUCAGUGUUCCUUCAAUACCUAUUGUACGGCCAUCACGGAUGUAUGUAUGAUCAAAUGUGGACAAGGUGCUUAAUUUCCUGACAGAUCUCAAAUUGAAUGUGUAACUUUUGGAGAUGUGUAGUUCAAAAAGUUGUUGUUUAAAAAAGGAAUCAAAUUGAGUUGAAUCUUCCCAAUUCUCAAACUAGGGAAGAGGCUUUUUUAUUGUAAUUUUUCUAUUUGUAGAUUGUGAAUUAGAAUGUGUGUAUGUUUAUUAUUAAUUCUUUGUACUGAAACCAAUUGUUAUUUCUCUGUAAUGUUCAUAUAUAUUUGGUAUAUUUUUGAAGUUGAAUUAUGGCCAAAUGCCCUUCAGUGAUUACACUAGGAAAGAAAUGUAUUUGAUGAUGUUGAGGAAUGUACAUGUAGACGUUCCUUUCCCAAAUAGGAUUAAUUAACACUUAACAUUUAGCAAAAGGAAAUAUUGGUAGAAUGGAUACAGUUUUGUAUUCUUCCUUGACAAUUUGGUGGUAAUCCUGUUCACAUCUGAAACGAAUCAUUGCGUACUGUGACUGAGCUACCCAACUUAGCAAAUAAGCCCUGGAUUUGUUUCCCCAAAAUCACAUGAAUACCACAGGACUUGAUUAGGUUUUCACAGCUGAAUAUUGAGGGUUUAAUACAAUACUUGUAAAAUUGAGAUGAUUUAACAAUCACAUUUUCAAUGUCAAACUUGAUUAUAUGUUAUCUGCAAAUUUUUUAUUAAAUUAUUUUAAAGUUUACAUUGUUUCAGGUUUCAUCAUUUUUUUCUUGUUUGAAUCAUCUUAAUUCUGGCAGCUGUGUGAUACAUUUGUGUAAUUCCUGACAAGUUUUAUUGGAUAGAUUUCUCCAAAUAGGCCUGUAAAUAAAAGCCAGUUAGUCUUAGGAGCAAAUAAGUCUUGAAACAAAACCCAAAUCGGUUCAUUUCCAUCAAUCCUUUCAGAGUGUCGAUAGAUGUAUAAAACUUUGACUCCAAAAAAUUGUACAGAAUCUACAGAGGAAUAAUAUAUUUGCCCAAUUUUUCAAGAGAAAAGCUAUAAACUAUUGAAAGGCAAAUAUUGUACAGUUAAUUAAAUUUCUGAUACAUUCUGUGUACGAUCUCUAGACAUAAUUUAAAACCUUGUAGGCUAGUGAAUUUACAAGACAGAAUUUGAAUGUUUGUAUUAAAACAGGCCAAAGACUAUGAGCAUGGCGUAUAUGUGUAUAUAACACCAUUCAGACCAUAGUUGUACCAUACUUUCUAUUUAGUAGUUCUCUCAGAAUUAGUCCAGGUCUAAAUAAGACAGCGUUCUAUCAGCUGUUUUCAUACAGACAAGUUAAGUUAUCCAUGCAUUUUGAAUAAAGUUUUGCCUAUGUUCAUUGUGAAGGAUA